Suillus discolor is the source of this 415-nucleotide messenger RNA. RefSeq lists its product as uncharacterized. NCBI's taxonomy places the organism in Eukaryota, Fungi, Basidiomycota, Agaricomycetes, Boletales, Suillaceae. Bases 36 to 344 code for a protein of 102 amino acids. The transcript is spliced from 2 exons. The record is from RefSeq and is a predicted model, not a curated record.
GUUUGACCCACUUCGGUUUAAAUGAUGCUACUGCAAUGGCGCACGCUCAGUCCUGCAGGCCCGUCCAAGCUUUCUGCUAUCGAAUUCUCGUCACCAAGCAGAGUACAUUCUAUCAAGAUAUUUCCCAGACUUGCAGCCCUUUGGUCAGUGUCCAGACAUCAUCGCUCGGCCGCACAGGACCAGAAGCGCCCUUUCUUGAUGUAUAUUUCAAUGCCUACCUCGUAGGCUCACUGGUGGACGCGAAGCAAAAGCUCGAGGCACCUACUAAUGCACUCAUGCCAACCGUCAUUCCAUACGCAGACGGUAUAGUGGAAAAUGCAGUGCCGAGUGAACACAAGCUCUGAGGCACUUUGAAUGCCAUUUAUAUCUUGUAUUUUCAACUGAAAUCUCAGUUCGCGACUUGUUCAACAAUUGU